CAUAACGAUGCAGCCUUGUCUCACUGGGCCAUUGCAGUGUUGCUGGUACGAUCGCUCGUGUAAAUCCCGGACAGUGCAGCUUGGGAUACUUCAAACCAGCACCGGAAAACCGUUCGCACCUGUGCCGCGAUCGAGGAGUGCCACCGUUUGCGCCAACAAAGCCGUCGAGCCACCAUGGAGUCCUCGCGAGGCCCGCCCAGGGUCAAGAACAAGGCGCCAGCGCCGGUGCAGAUCUCGGCCGAGCAGCUGCUGCGCGAAGCCGUCGACCGCCAGGAAACCGCGCUCCAGAAGCCGACGCAGCGAUUUGCCGACCUCGAGGAGCUGAAGGAGUAUCAGGGCCGGAAACGCCGCGAGUUUGAGGACUACAUCCGCCGGAAUCGCCUCCGCCUCGCCAACUGGUUCCAGUAUGCCCAGUGGGAGCUCGAGCAAAAGGAAUUUGCCCGCGCCCGGUCCGUCUUCGAGCGCGCCCUCGAUGUGCAUCCCAACAACACGCAGCUGUGGAUCAGGUACAUCGAGGCCGAGAUCAAGAACCGCAACAUCAACCAUGCUCGGAACCUGCUGGACCGCGCCGUCACCCGGCUGCCGCGCGUCUCCAAGCUCUGGUACAAGUACGUCUGGGUCAUGGAGAUGCUCGGCGACGUCCCCGGCACGCGUCAAGUGUUCGACCGGUGGAUGAAGUGGCAGCCUGACGAGGACGCCUGGAACGCCUACAUCAAGCUUGAAAAGCGCUACGGAGAGUACGAAAGGGCCCGGCAGAUCUUCGACGCUUUCACGAGGGUGCACCCGGAGCCGAGGACCUGGCUGAAGUGGGCCAAGUUCGAGGAGGAGUACGGCACGAGCGACAUGGUCCGUGACGUCUUCCAGACCGCUAUUCAGACCAUCGCCGAGACGUUGGGCGACGACGAGGUGGACGAGAGGCUGUUCAUCGCUUUCGCCAGAUUCGAGGCCCGCCAGAGGGAGUACGAGCGAGCGCGCGCCAUAUACAAAUUUGGCCUCGACAACCUUCCCCGGUCCCGGUCAAUGGCGCUCCAUGCGCAAUACACCACGUUCGAGAAGCAGUUCGGCGACAAAGAGGGCGUCGAGGACGUGGUCCUCACCAAGCGGAGGAGGCUGUACGAGGAGCAGGUGAAGGAAAAUCCCAAGAACUACGACGUGUGGUUCGACUUUGCCCGGUUGGAGGAGAGUGGCGGCGACCCAGAACGCGUCAGGGAGGUUUACGAACGGGCCAUUGCCCAGGUGCCCCCAACCCAGGAGAAGCGCCACUGGAGAAGGUACAUCUUCCUCUUCCUCUUCUACGCGAUAUGGGAAGAGCGGGAGGCAAAGGACGUUGAGCGUGCCCGGCAGAUCUACAACACCUGCUUGGAGCUGAUACCCCACAAGAAGUUCACCUUCGCGAAGAUCUGGGUGGCCAAGGCGCAUUUCGAAAUCCGACAGGGGCAGCUGACCGCCGCGCGGAAGGCUCUGGGGCGGGCGAUUGGAAUGUGCCCCAAAGACAAACUCUUCAAGGAGUACAUCACUCUGGAGCAGAAGCUCUAUGAGUUCGAGAGGUGCCGGACUCUGUACGAGAAGCACGUUUUGUACAACCCGUCAAACUGCCAGACGUGGAUCAAAUGGGCGGAACUGGAGCGUGGCCUCGACGACCUGGACCGGACCCGCGCCAUCUUCGAGCUCGCCAUCAGCCAGCCGGUCUUGGACAUGCCCGAGGUGGUCUGGAAGGCCUACAUUGACUUUGAGGAGGAAGAAGGCGAGUACGACCGGACUCGCCAGCUGUACGAGCGCCUGCUCGAGAAGGCCGACCACCCCAAGGUCUGGAUCAGCUACGCCCAGUUCGAGAUCAACGUCCCCGACGCGGAAGAGGGCGCAAACGACGAGGCGGAGGAAGCCGAAGAAGCCGAGGAGCGGCCUGUCAGCGAGGAGGCCAAGGCCCGCGCCCGCCGCAUCUUCGAACGUGCGCACAAGAGCAUGAAGGACCGCGAGCUCAAGGCCGAGCGCGUGUCGCUGCUAAAUGCCUGGCUGAAGUUCGAGGAGACGCACGGUUCGCCCGAGGACAUCGAGAAGAUCCGGAAGCAGAUGCCGCGCAGGACCAAGAAGAAGAGAAAGCUGGACGACGACACGUGGGAAGAGUACAUCGACUACAUCUUCCCCGCCGACGACCAGCAGGCAAAGAACCUGUCGAACCUGCUGGCUAUGGCCAAUGCUUGGAAGCAGACCGGCGGCAGCAUUACCGGAGGCGACUGAGCAAGCUUCUGGAGCAGCUUUGCCAGUGCUUGUUUUAUUCUGUUCAGCUGCGCCCUGUGCCAGAUAGAGGGUACUAGGGCGGUGCGGGAAAGGGCGUGUGCUGCCACACGAAACGGAGCAGACUGAAUUCAGCGGCCGUGUCUCUCAGUACCAAGAAAGAAAAACGCUCUGGUGACCAACCGUUGUGCCCCGCUGUCGUGUCUUGGGCGUCCGCGGUCACUGCUUCCCGGUGUGCACCCUCCCAAAGACUGUGUCCGUGAGGCAAGCCUAUCCUUCCCCGUCCCUAAUGAAGCUACGACAGCACCGGGAGUGGAGUGGCUUCACAAUAAGUCUACAUAGCAAACCCAGUCCGUAGGUCAAGCCGGUUUGCUAGAGCAGCGUCAAACCAAGCGUCGAAGGAAGUGGGGACGGGUCAACGUAACCACGCUACACGGCUUGGAGACUGUGUCAUCACCAAUCGCCAAGGAGAUGUAACUAGAAAUUUUGUCCCGAAGCCCAAAGGAGGAUCAAAAACCGCCAGCCAUAACUGCAGCCAACA
This is a messenger RNA of Thermothielavioides terrestris NRRL 8126, 2776 nucleotides long. RefSeq lists its product as uncharacterized. Gene Ontology annotation, biological process: spliceosomal complex assembly; mRNA splicing, via spliceosome. The coding region runs from base 175 to 2238 and encodes 687 amino acids. NCBI's taxonomy places the organism in Eukaryota, Fungi, Ascomycota, Sordariomycetes, Sordariales, Chaetomiaceae. The record is from RefSeq and is a predicted model, not a curated record. Gene Ontology annotation, cellular component: U2-type catalytic step 2 spliceosome; precatalytic spliceosome; post-mRNA release spliceosomal complex. Gene Ontology annotation, molecular function: protein binding. The transcript has 2 exons.